UUCAGCUGCCUGCAGAGAAAAGCUGCACACCGGUAGUGCGGCUUGUGUCCUUCAAAGCUGUUGAACUUGCCCUUCAUUCAUGAAGUUUGCGAGUGCGUGUGCUGAGUUUUAAUGCUGGUGUUGGGUUGAAACCCCGUCAGCUGUCUUUGCGGAGAGUUUUAAACACGAACUGCGGUAAUGGAGUGCCGUGUGUUGUCCAUUCAGAGUCAUGUUGUCAGGGGAUACGUGGGGAACAAGUCGGCAACGUUUCCCCUUCAGGUGCUGGGCUUUGAAGUGGACUCCAUCAACUCGGUGCAGUUUUCCAAUCACACAGGUUAUCCCCACUGGAAGGGACAAGUCCUGACUGCAGAGGAGCUGAAUGUUUUGUAUGAAGGCAUCAAGCUGAAUAACGUGAACCAGUAUGAUUACAUCCUCACAGGGUACAGCAGAGACACAUCUUUCCUGGAAACAGUGGUUGAUAUUAUCAAGGAGCUGAAGAAGGCCAAUCCCAGUUUGGUCUAUGUUUGUGACCCUGUUAUGGGAGAUCACGGUGCUAUGUACGUUCCAGAGAACCUGCUGCCCGUCUACAAGAACAAAGUCGUGCCUUUGGCAGACAUUCUUACCCCGAACCAGUUUGAAGCAGAGUUGCUAACUGGGAGGAAGAUUUCCACUGAGCGCAACGCUAUCGAGGUGAUGGAUUUGCUUCACAAAAUGGGUCCAGAGAAGGUGGUCCUUACUAGCACGGAUCUGCCCUCUAAACAGGGGGACCAGUUCCUGGUGGCCUUCGGGAGCCAGAAUAUAAGAAAACCAGAUGGGACCAGCAUUAGUCAGAAAAUUUGUUUGGACAUCCCUAAAGUUGACGCUGUGUUUGUGGGGACGGGGGACCUGUUUGCUGCCAUGUUGCUGGCCUGGACUCACCAUCACCCAAAGGACCUAAAGAUUGCCUGUGAAAAGACUGCUUCAGUGAUGCACCAUGUCAUUAUGAGGACCAUCACUUAUGCCAAUGAGGUGGCUGGUCCUGGGAACAAACCCAGUCCUGCUCAGCUGGAGCUGAGAAUGGUCCAGAGCAAAGCUGAUAUCGAGAAUCCUGCGAUCAUAAUAGAAGCAACGGUUUUACAAACAUCCUCGGACCAAAAGCAGUAGACUUUCUGUGAGCGUUCACAUGUCGUAACAAAUCCGCAUGGUCAUUCCGGACCCUUUUAGGAUUCUCACACAAGACAGUCUCGUGUCUCUGCCUUAAAAAAAACUCCAAGAGAGAAAACCACAUCACCAGGAUGGGCUGUAUGUAGUUUCUCCUCACAAACACACUGGUACCACUGCCGUUUGUGUCUCUAUGACAUCAUCUGCCCCUCAACAAAAACAAAACAACUGCAUUUAGGUUUCAGAAGGAGUAACGUGUGUUGGAAUAGAUUUUAUUAAAGUGAAAAGUAAGUCCUUUUUAUGAUACGACUCAUUCCAGAUUUCCAGAAGAAUGUUGAUUUGUGCAUGACCAUGUGACCAGUAGAUAAGGACUGCUCACACGGCAUUGUAAGCACGCGUGUGGUUAGAUCAGAACAUACUCAACAGACGUAACACAGAUGAAAAUGUACUUCUACAAAAGCAUGCCGUGUGCUUAAGAUGCUCCUGUUUGUUUUAAAGCCUCAGUAAAUAAUCAUAGAUAUGUAUUCUUAUGCAGAAGUGUCCUAGUUUCACUAACCUGGUUCAUUUCACUUUUAGAACAGAUGUAACUUAAAUGAUGAAAGUGUCACUAGCUGAUGUGAGAAAUCUUAUUAAAUCAACUUAUUUUUGAAUUGCUGUUUUUAAAUUAUGCAACGCUCUGUUGAACUAGCAGGUGUGCAACGUGUUAGACCCAUGUUCUAUCUCAAAUUGAGGUAUUUGCACAGAUAAUUCUUAAUAUAUUUGUUAAUGAUGCAGAAUAUUUCCGCUUUGGGGUUGUUGUCGUAUCUCACUAGAAGAGUCUAUGAGACCACGGCGUUGAGCCUUAACAGGGUUAGUGAAUGUUUUUGUGCACUAAAAAGCAGAUUUCACACAUAGUGUUAGUGAGUCAAGUGCCAAACCUUUAACUGUUGCUCUGUUGGAGAUAAUAAAUGACUAAUAUUUUACUGAAA
This is a messenger RNA of Nothobranchius furzeri (turquoise killifish), 2087 nucleotides long. RefSeq names its product pyridoxal kinase. Gene Ontology annotation, biological process: pyridoxal 5'-phosphate salvage. Lineage: Eukaryota; Metazoa; Chordata; Actinopteri; Cyprinodontiformes; Nothobranchiidae. The record is from RefSeq and is a predicted model, not a curated record. Gene Ontology annotation, molecular function: pyridoxal kinase activity. Gene Ontology annotation, cellular component: cytosol.